Molecule: messenger RNA, 264 nt
Organism: Drosophila bipectinata
Lineage: Eukaryota; Metazoa; Arthropoda; Insecta; Diptera; Drosophilidae
Source: RefSeq, a predicted model, not a curated record
AUGAUGACGUUUUGGUUAUUGGUCCUCAUUACGGUGACCUUAAAUCCGAGAUGGCCCGAAGCCACUUCCGCAUCAAUGUUCCAGUUUCUGGAGGGCCGGAAUACCGAAAGCGAUCAGAACUGGUCCCACCUGCUGCCCACAAACUUCUACUCUGAAAUAAACCAGCAGUACUAUCGGAGAUUUCGACGCCAUACCAGGAUUGGAAAGGGAAGAUGGAAACAGCCGCCAUUACUUUUCGAAUAUGCCCGAUACAUUCGAGAAUAA